Bipolaris zeicola 26-R-13 is the source of this 1713-nucleotide messenger RNA. RefSeq lists its product as uncharacterized. Bases 1 to 1713 code for a protein of 570 amino acids. Lineage: Eukaryota; Fungi; Ascomycota; Dothideomycetes; Pleosporales; Pleosporaceae. The transcript has 2 exons. Gene Ontology annotation, biological process: intracellular protein transport; endocytosis. Gene Ontology annotation, cellular component: clathrin adaptor complex; cytoplasmic vesicle. The record is from RefSeq and is a predicted model, not a curated record.
AUGAGCGCGAUUGAGGCUCUCUACCUCUUUGAUGAGCACAACACGCCGCUUCUGGAGCACGUCUACGCCAACCGCCCGCCGCCCGCCAGCUCCCUCCUCCCCCUCUAUCUCGCCCAUCCCGCCCCACGUCCGCCCUUGAUCUACCUACCCAACACCAACCCGCCCACUCUGCUCUACUCCAUAGUCCAGGACCAGCUGCUGUUUCUCUGCCCCUCUUCUGCAGACACCGAUCCCCUCGCCAUCCUCACCUUCCUCCACCGCCUCACCGAUGUCCUCGAAGACUUCCUCGGCUCGCCCUUGCUCGCCUCCAAGAUCGAAGCAAACUACGAUGUCGUCGCCCAGCUACUCAGUGAAAUGGUCGACGGCGGUAUCAUUGCAAACACCGAGCCCAAUGCGCUGAGAGAUGUCGUCGAAGCCCCCAACCUGCUCAAGAGUCUGUUGGGCGGCGUUGGAUUGCCCUCCUCAACCCCCAGCUCACUAACGCCCUCGUCCACAAGUGCGUUUGGUCUUGGUGGUGGAAGACCAAGCCCAAGACUAGGUCCCUCGCUAUCCUCCAACCAGACAGCGUCACCAGUCCCAUGGCGAAGAGCAAAUGUCAGGCAUACGAGCAACGAAAUGUACGUCGAUAUCGUCGAGACACUUGAAGUCACAUUAUCGCCCUCUGGUCGACCCUUGGCCGCAAUGGCAAACGGCACCAUUGCAUUCACAGCAAAAGUCUCGGGUGUCCCAGAUCUCAUACUACAGUUGGGCUGUGCCGGCGGUAUCCAGAACACCGUCUCCCUCCCAGUCUUCCACCCGUGCGUAAGGCUUAACCAGUGGAAGGCUCGACCUGGAGAACUAUCUUUCGUCCCACCAGACGGCCGCUUCGUGCUAGCAGGAUACGAAGUCGACCUACUCGGCUCGUCCGCUCUGGACGCCUUCUCAGCAGAUAAGUCCGCCAGGAACGCCAUGCCCAAGCUCAGCAUCCCCGCCACCGUAUCAGUCCACCCAUCUCUCGGCCCAACCGGCUCAGACUUUGAAGUAAAACUCCAGAUCAACCCCCGCUUCACCGGCAAAUCCUCGUCGCAGUCCAGCGCCGCAAAAGCCAGUCUAGCACGUGCCUCAGCCUCAACUGGCACCACGUCGGCGCCCGCCAUCGAGGAAAUGGUCAUUCACAUCCCCUUGCCUGCAACCGUCAAGAACGUAGUCGAUAUCCGCGUGGCGCGCGGCAUGGGCGACGCCGGCUACGCGCCCGGCGACCGAGCCAUCGAAUGGCGCGUCAGCAGCCGCGAGGUAACAACCCUCAUGUCGCAAGACCGCGGCGCAGGCAUGGGUGUCAUAGCCACGCUCCGCGGUACCGUCAUCGGACAAGACGAUCCCUCUGCUGAAGACGGCAUCGACGCAGGCGGCCCUGUCUCGUUCUCCACAUCAACGUAUGACUACGAUGACGAUGCCCAUAAUACUUCUUCCUCUGCAAACGCUGGUCUCCCUGCAUCUUCUGGGCUAUCCGGUAAACCAGAUUCCGAUGCAAAGAUUAAGCAGGCGAAUAAAGUCCUCAUGCCGAGUUGUGCUACGGUUAGCUUCUCCGUCAAGGGAUGGCUGCCCAGCGGUAUUAAAGUAGAGAGUCUGAAUGUUGAUCAGAGGAAGAGCAAGGGCUUGGGCAGCGGUGUUACGCCGUACAAGGGUGUCAAGUAUCUUUGUGUUAGUCGCAAGGGUGUAGAAUGUAGAUGUUAG